Molecule: messenger RNA, 249 nt
Organism: Perkinsus marinus ATCC 50983
Lineage: Eukaryota; Perkinsozoa; Perkinsida; Perkinsidae
Exons: 3
Coding region: 1-249 (82 amino acids)
Source: RefSeq, a predicted model, not a curated record
AUGAUAACUGCCACUCUCGUGCUUGGAAUACCAGUUGUUCAGGUCUUCCAGAGAAUCCUGAUAGAAGCCGAGAAACCUGACCUGGUCGUAUUCAAUGGUGACGCCUAUUCGGACUACAGCGCGCCAAAGUGCUGUGAAGUGGANNNNUCACCUCGGAUUCGACACCGCCGUGUACAGGUGUCUCCUUGUUGGGUCAGAUUCCUUACGCUUUCGUUCUGGGCAAUCACGACCAUUUCCGUCCGGGCUUGA